Messenger RNA from Corticium candelabrum, 1493 nucleotides. RefSeq names its product serine/threonine-protein kinase Nek2-like. The record is from RefSeq and is a predicted model, not a curated record. Lineage: Eukaryota; Metazoa; Porifera; Homoscleromorpha; Homosclerophorida; Plakinidae. The coding region runs from base 42 to 1331 and encodes 429 amino acids. Gene Ontology annotation, molecular function: ATP binding; protein kinase activity. The transcript has 10 exons. Gene Ontology annotation, biological process: protein phosphorylation.
UACGUCUUAGUCAGAUUCAAACGUCCCGUCGUGCUUCUAAAAUGCCAUCGAAACUCGAGGAUUACGAAGUGAUUAAUACAAUCGGGAGCGGUUCGUACGGCACUUGCAAGAAGAUCAGACGUAAAUCCGACGGCAAGGUAUUGGUUUGGAAAGAAUUGAACUAUGGCGAUAUGACAGAAGACGAGAAGCAGAUGCUCGUGUCGGAAGUCAACGUGUUGAGGGAGUUGAAACAUGAACACAUAGUGCGCUACUAUGAUCGCAUUAUCGAUCGCAGAAACACUAUUCUAUAUCUUGUCAUGGAAUAUUGUGAAGGAGGCGAUUUGUCCACACUGAUUUCUAGGUGUCGCAGAGACAGGAAAUAUUUGGAAGAAGAUUUUGUGUGGAGAGUGUUUUUCCAAUUGUCAUUAGCACUGAAGGAGUGUCAUAAGCGUCGAUCACGCGGUUCCAUUCUUCAUCGAGAUCUGAAGCCAGCGAAUGUGUUUCUUGAUGACAAACACAAUGUGAAGCUUGGUGACUUUGGGUUAGCCAGGGUUUUGGCUCACAGCAACAGUUUUGCCAGAACAUUUGUUGGAACACCAUACUACAUGUCACCAGAACAGAUCAGCGAGCUUGCCUACAAUGAAAAAUCCGAUAUUUGGUCUCUUGGGUGUUUGUUGUAUGAACUCUGCACUCUUGUACCACCAUUUAAUGCAGUCAACCAGAAGGCUCUUGCUGUGAAAAUACGUGAUGGACAAUUCAGACGAUUGCCAUCUCACUUUUCAAAUGAGCUAAGUCAUUGUAUUACUAACAUGCUUCAAGUGCAGCGUGAGAAACGCCCUAGUAUUGAGGACUUAUUGAAGACAGCAAGCUUAUCAAGUAGACUGUUUAGUCUGGAACACAGCAAAGAACAGGAGUUGCUGCAGAGGAAGAAAGAGCAGUUGACAGAAUGGGAAACAGCUCUCAAGCAAAGAGAAGAACUUCUAAAUAUCAGGGAAGCUGCAUUAGUAGAGAGAGAGCAAUUGCUGAAACUGACAGAAGAGAGACUACAACGACCAGCAGAACUUGCAAAGCCAAAGCCAGCAUUUGAAAUCUAUGUCAAAGCUGCUACUGAUUCAAGGGCAUCACCUACGGUUUUGAAGGAGGUCAAUAUACCUAAAAUGAAAGAAAAUGAUACAAAUCAAGCAAACAAGAAAAAAGUUACUUUUUGUGUUGGACCUACUAAACACAGCAGAUUGUCAGAGAAUCAAGUCUUACCAGUUGCUAAUCAAGAUCAAGCUAGUGUGAAAUCUUUGGCGCCACUGAAUGUUCCAGUUGUUGCUCCGAUUAGAGAAAGAAAGGGUCUAAGAUGCUAGACUAGCUCACUUGCUUCUCAGAAUCUGUAUGAUACAGGUAAUAAUUAAAGACCGAGUUAAAUAUAUAUAGACACAUAUGACAGAACAGUGUAAUUAUAGUUGCAACAGUUGGAUUGACAUGUAAUAAUGCAUCUAACUUCCCCUUUUCUUGGGACAAUGUCA